CAAAAUGAGUGGGAAUCAGGGAAUGCAAAUGCUCAUUCCCCUUGUCAAUAAACUUCAAGAUGCCUUUUCUGCCCUGAGUGUUCCUCUAAACUUGGAUCUCCCCCAGAUCGCUGUUGUUGGCUCUCAGAGUGCUGGGAAGAGUUCAGUAUUAGAGAACUUUGUUGGUAGGGAUUUCCUUCCACGGGGUUCGGGUAUUGUUACUCGGCGACCUCUAAUUUUGCAGCUAAUAAACAGCAAUACAGAGUAUGCAGAAUUUCUGCAUUUGAAAAACAAACGAUUUACGAAUUUCGAUGACGUCAGGAAAGAGAUCGAAGCUGAAACCGACCGUGUUACCGGGAAAAAUAAAGGAAUAUCUAACAUUCCAAUUAACCUUCGUAUAUAUUCACCCCAAGUUCUUAAUCUUACCCUGAUUGAUCUUCCCGGCUUGACCAAAGUAGCGGUUGGUGACCAGCCUCCGGAUAUUGAACAUCAAAUUCGAGCUAUGUUGCUUGAAUUUAUAGAACCAGAAAAUACCUUAAUUUUAGCUGUUUCUCCUGCCAAUACAGACCUUGCAAAUUCUGACGCCCUAAAAAUCGCCAAGGAAGUCGAUCCAACGGGCAUUCGAACCAUUGGUGUUAUCACGAAGUUGGACCUAAUGGAUGCCGGAACCGAUGCUCGAGAGGUACUGGAGAAUAAAGUCCUGCCUUUGCGACGGGGUUACGUCGGUAUUGUAAACAGAAGCCAGAAGGAUAUUGACGGACGAAAAGACAUUCAAGCAGCCAUCGCAAGUGAACGAAAGUUCUUUCUUGGUCACCCCGCUUACCGGCACAUGGCCGACCGAAUGGGCACCCCCUAUUUACAGGCCACCCUUAAUCAACAACUGACAAACCACAUCCGUGAUACUCUGCCGAGUUUGCGCAACCGUCUUCAGUCACAGUUGUUGAGCUUGGAAAAGGAAGUAGAGGCGUUCAAAAACCUCAAGCCGGAUGAUCCGUCUUACAAAACCAAGGCCCUUAUACAAUUGGUGAACAACUUUUCCGAGCAAUUCAUAAACGCUAUCGACGGCCAUUCAGGGACGAUCAGUGUCGAUUCACUCUCGGGUGGUGCUGAAAUUAACCGCAUCUUCCACGAACGCUUUCCCUUGGAUCUAAUUGAGAUACAGUUCGACGAAAAGGCCCUUCGUCGGGAAAUCGCCUAUGCCAUUCGCAACGUCCAGGGUAUUAGGGGUGGUCUCUUCACGCCGGACCAGGCCUUCGAUGUGAUUGUCAGGGAACGAAUUGGCCGUCUUUUGGCACCUUCGUUGGCUUGCGUCGACCAAGUGGUGACCAAACUCUCGUCCAUCGUUCACGGCUGCCUCGGCCAAAUGGCCAGCUACCCGCUUCUCGCCGACGAAGUUGAACGCACCAUCAACUUACGCAUUCGCGAGUCUGAGGUGAAAACGAAGGACCAACUGAAGGCCUUAUCGGACUACCAACUCGCCUACAUGAAUACCAACCACGAGGACUUUAUUGGGUUUAACAACGCUGAUCCGCAAAAUUCGAACCAGAUAGCAAAGCAAAAACUCGGCAACCAGAUCAUCUGCAAAGGCUGGCUAACCCUACUGAACGGGAAGUUGUUGCGCGGUGGCAGCAAGUACUUUUGGUUUGUUCUCACAACCGAAUCCCUGACCUGGUACCGCGAUGACGAAGAACGCGAAAAAAAGUUUGUUCUGCCCCUGGAGGGCUUGAAGCAGCGCGGUGGCGACACCUCCUUCUUUUCACGACGUCCCAACUUCAGUCUCUUCCACCCCGAUCCCAAAGUGAACGUCUACAAGGAAUUCAAGACCCUCGACUUGGCAGCCGACACUGUGGACGCUCGCGACAACUGGAAGGGUGCUCUGUUGCGGGCAGGCGUGUUCCCCGAAAAAUCGGAGCAAACUGCUGAGGAGGAG
Messenger RNA from Mesocestoides corti, 1909 nucleotides. The record is from the annotation of a GenBank genome assembly. Lineage: Eukaryota; Metazoa; Platyhelminthes; Cestoda; Cyclophyllidea; Mesocestoididae.